CUUGCUGGCUCGGGAGUGCGGCCGGCGGGGUCCUGUCAGGAGCGGCGGCGGACGGUGGCCGCGUGAGCAAAGCAUCUAGCCAUGGUUCUCGCCAGUUUGAAUAAGACCAUUGGACUUCAGAAAAAUGCUGCCUACAUCAGAAAUAUCUGUGUACUAGCUCAUGUGGACCAUGGCAAGACAACUUUAGCUGACUGUCUUAUUUCUAGCAAUGGAAUAAUCUCUAGCAGAUUGGCAGGAAAGCUGAGGUAUUUGGAUAGCCGAGAAGAUGAACAAAUUCGAGGAAUUACAAUGAAAUCAAGUGCAAUUUCAUUGCUGUUUGGAAAAGAUGAUCAGGAAUAUCUCAUCAAUCUAAUAGACUCGCCUGGCCAUGUGGACUUCUCUUCAGAAGUAUCCACAGCUGUCAGACUUUGUGAUGGCUGCAUCAUUGUGGUGGAUGCUGUGGAAGGAGUGUGCCCACAGACUCAUGCAGUUUUGCGACAAGCUUGGUUAGAAAACAUUCGUCCAGUCCUGGUGAUUAAUAAAAUAGAUCGUCUCAUACUAGAACUCAAGGUUACACCCCAAGAAGCAUAUUCUCACCUUAAGAAUAUCUUGGAACAGGUGAAUGCAAUCACCGCGACUCUCUUCACUUCUAAAGUCCUUGAAGAAAGAGCUGAGAAAGAAAUAGAGGCUCAGUUGACUUCCGAUUCUGCUCCAGGAGACCAAGUAUAUGACUGGAGUUCGGGCUUGGAAUUCACAGAUGAUUCCCACCUUUACUUUUCACCCGAUCAGGGCAAUGUGGUAUUUGCCAGUGCAAUUGAUGGCUGGGGCUUUGGCAUUGAACAUUUUGCUAAGCUAUAUAGCCAGAAGCUUGGAAUCAAGCCUUCGGUACUGUUGAAGACCCUGUGGGGAGAUUAUUAUCUAAAUACAAAAGCGAAGAAGAUCAUGAAAGUUGACCAGUUGAAAGGAAAGAAGCCCUUGUUUGUGCAACUGGUGCUGGAAAACAUAUGGAGCCUCUAUGAAGCUAUUACAAAAAGAGACAAGGAGAAAAUUGACAAAAUAGUUUCCUCUCUGGGACUGAAAAUCGGCGCUCGUGAAUUGCGCCACACAGAUCCGAAGGUUCAGCUUAACGCCAUUUGUAGCCAGUGGCUGCCAAUAUCGGAAGCAGUUCUCUCCAUGGUCUGUAAUAAACUCCCUAGUCCUCUUGAUAUCACUGCUGAGAGAGUGGAAAAGCUGAUGUGUGUUGGAGCUAAAACAUUUGACUCUCUACCCCAAGAAACGCAAGCCCUGAAAGAUGCGUUUAUGAAAUGCAGCAGUGAAGAAACUGCCCCAGUCAUUGUCUUUGUUUCCAAAAUGUUUGCAGUUGAUGCUAAGACAUUGCCACAGAACAAGCCAAGGCCUCUGUCGCAAGAAGAAAUAGUCCAAAGGCGUGAGGUUGUAAGGCAGCGGCAUGCUGAGAAAUUGGCGGCUAGUCAAGGACAAGAAUCGGUCCAACAGGUGACUGGAGGCAGUCCAGUGGACCAAGCUCUAAAGACAGGAGAGACUAAAGGGGAUGAUCAGCUACCUACCUGUCAAAUGGAGGCCAUGACCCCGGCAUCUGUGAAGCAGGAACCCGAAAAUAAGGAGGCUUUCGUUGCUUUUGCGAGGGUAUUCAGCGGAGUUGUGAAAAGGGGACAAAAGCUCUUUGUUCUUGGACCAAAAUAUGAUCCUGCUGAAUCAUUGCACAAGCUUCCUCUGGGAUGUUCUGCUGCUGCUGACCUUCCAACAGUGCCCCAUUUGGCUUGCUGCACUUUAGAGGAUCUCUACCUAUUGAUGGGGAGAGAACUAGAGGAACUACAGGAGGUGCCUUCGGGGAAUGUGCUAGGAAUAGGAGGAUUGCAAGAGUUUGUACUGAAGUCAGCAACACUGUCGUCGUCUCCGGCUUGCCCACCCUUUAAUCCGCUCAACUUCGAAGUAACACCCAUCGUACGCGUUGCGGUUGAGCCAAAACACCCAAGCGAGAUGCCUCAGUUGGUCAGAGGCAUGAAGCUAUUAAACCAAGCUGAUCCGUGUGUACAGGUUUUAAUCCAGGAAACAGGGGAGCACGUGUUAAUUACAGCAGGAGAAGUCCAUCUUCAACGGUGUUUGGAUGACUUGAAAACGAGGUUUGCCAAGAUAGAAAUUAGCGUAUCGAAACCAAUUAUCCCGUUCCGAGAAACCAUAACGAGGCCCCCCAAAGUUGAUAGGGUGAAUGAAGACAUAGGAAAGCAGCAGAAAGUUGCUGUCAUCCAUCAGAGUAAGGAGGAGCAGAAUAAAAUCCCUGAAGGUGUGCAAGUUGAUUCAGACGGGCUCAUAACGAUAUCAACGCGGAACAAAUACGCCACUCUUUGCAUCAGAGCAACACCGCUUCCUGAGGAGGUAACUCAGCUUCUUGAGAAAAACAGCGACUUAAUUCGAACCAUAGAAAGGUUCACCUCUUAUUUGAACGAAGGUAAGAAAACCGAAGAGAUGAGUCAGAAGACCCUUGACCAGAUACAGGAGUUCAAACAAAGGCUAGAACAAAACCUGCAAGGUUGGAAAUGGAGAAAUGCCGUGGAUGGGAUUUGGUCUUUUGGCCCCCGAAAAUGUGGGCCGAACAUUUUGCUGAACCGAUUUGAAGGCUACAAGAGGUCUGUUUGGCAGUGCCUAGAAGGAAGCAAGACAACAAAGGAAGCAAAUCUGUAUCGGGAUUUGGACAAUAGCAUAGUAAGUGGGUUUCAGUUGGCUACGCUUUCGGGGCCGAUGUGUGAAGAACCGCUUAUGGGUGUCUGCUUUUCUGUGGAGAAAUGGGACAUGAACAAAUUUGUGGAGCAGAUGUCAGUUAACAGGCAGGAUUUGGAGGAAGGGAAAGCUACAGAAGAGACACCGCCAGAAGAGGAAACUGCCCCUGAAUUGAGGACCGGAAAUCCCGAAUCAGUUUCUGAAAAUGAGCUCCAAGAUAGCAAUCAAUAUAGUUUCAAAUCGUCUAGUAAGUGCAAAGGAGAGACUUUGCUUGCAGACUGUUAUGGCCCUUUCUCUGGACAACUCAUUGCAACCAUGAAGGAAGCAUGCCGUUACGCUAUGCAAGCAAAGCCACAGAGACUCAUGGCUGCCAUGUACACCUGUGACAUUAUGGCAACAGCAGAAGUACUAGGUCGUGUAUACGCCGUCCUGUCCAAGAGAGUAGGCCGGGUGUUGCAAGAGGAGAUGAAAGAAGGGACAGACGUGUUUAUUAUCAAGGCGGUGCUGCCCGUAGCGGAGAGCUUUGGUUUCGCUGAUGAAAUCAGGAAGAGAACAAGUGGCCUGGCCAGUCCACAGCUGGUGUUCAGCCACUGGGAGGUAAUUUCAGAUGAUCCAUUUUGGGUACCAACCACGGAGGAGGAGUAUUUGCACUUUGGGGAAAAAGCGGACUCCGAGAACCAGGCCCGCAAGUACAUGAAUGCCGUGAGGAAACGGAAGGGGCUUUAUGUAGACGAGAAAAUUGUGGAGCAUGCUGAGAAGCAAAGGACUCUCAGCAGAAACAAGUAAACCGCCUCCACUUCUGCUUCUCAGAUAAGUGCAGGUAGAUUAUCUUCUAUACCGGAGAUUCAAAAAAGUCACCUUGGACGUACUGUACUGUGUGAGACUUCUUACUGUCAGUUGUCUGUGGCUUGAGUUUUAAUAAACCUAAGCCUUUUCAAA
Messenger RNA from Elgaria multicarinata webbii, 3654 nucleotides. It is a transcript of the gene EFL1, whose product is annotated as elongation factor like GTPase 1. The transcript is spliced from 20 exons. Bases 82 to 3501 code for a protein of 1139 amino acids. Gene Ontology annotation, biological process: cytosolic ribosome assembly. Gene Ontology annotation, molecular function: GTP binding; GTPase activity; ribosome binding. Lineage: Eukaryota; Metazoa; Chordata; Lepidosauria; Squamata; Anguidae. Gene Ontology annotation, cellular component: ribonucleoprotein complex; cytosol. The record is from RefSeq and is a predicted model, not a curated record.